AUGAUUCGCCUUGCAGGAUCAAGAAUACACUGCACAACACCUUCACCGGCCGUAAAGAUGUUGGAGAACGCAAUGGAUGAUGCCACGCUGAAGCAGUACCUGGCAGAUGACCCGCCGACUGUGGUACCACUAAGCAUCAAACCACACUUUGAGGCACUGUCGACCAAGGAGAAGAAGUAUGCGCACUACAUCUCCAGGGCUGCGCUCGCGGGGACCAGGGUGAAUCUGCGCCAGGUCUCGCCAGAGAGCGAGUUGAUCUAUGAUUUCAUCCUCGCACUUCACAAGAGCUGCAAUGGUGACUGGAAGAAGCUCUCGUCGAAUGCCGGCGUCAGUGAUGAAGACCUACAACAGUUUCUGAACUACGCAGCCCAGUUCAUCGGCAACACUGGUAACUACAAGAGCUUUGGCGAUUCAAAGUUCAUUCCUCGUGUCGAAACAGAGCAAGUCACGGCGCUGGCAAAGUCUUCACCUGAGGCUGAGAAGCUCUGGGCUCAGGUCAAAGACGAUGUCUACGAAUCGAAUUCGAUCUCAAAAAUGCACUUGGGCUACCUUGACGAAGGCCAUGUAUCCACUUACUACCCAGACUCACCCGACAUCACAAAAGCGGAGAUCACGUACGUGUCGGACUUCGUGAAGGAUCUUGCGCUCAUGCCAGAGAACACGAGGCUUCGCAAGCUCGGAUCCGGCGAUUUUGAGCUGCUGAUUGCAUCCGCAGUGACUGAGCCAGCCCAGCGCGAUCUGAAGGAGUCGCAAUGGACGCUCGAGGGACCACUCAAAGGCAAGAAGCUCAGUCUCGUCUACGGAGACCACAAGACUGAGAUGGGCAAGAUUGCUCGCAACCUGACGGAGGCCAAGAAGUUCGCCCUGAACGAGGAAGAAGACAAGAUGCAAGGCGAGUAUGUCAAAGCCUUCCACGAUGGAUCAAUGUAUGCGCAUCUCGAUUCUCAGCGUCACUGGAUCAAGGACAAGGGCCCCAUGGUCGAAUGCAACAUUGGCUUUAUCGAGACUUAUCGAGAUCCUCAUGGCAUUCGUGGAGAGUGGGAAGGCUUCGCAGCCAUGAUCAAUAAGGAGCGCACUAAAGCCUUCAGCAAGUUGGUUGAGUCUGCGCCAAAGCAAAUCCCGAAACUCCCAUGGCCAGAAGCCUUCGAAAAAGACAAGUUUCUGGCGCCAGAUUUCACUUCGCUCGAAGUCUUGACAUUUGCAGGCAGCGGAAUUCCUGCAGGCAUCAACAUUCCCAACUAUGAUAUGGUUCGGCAAAACGACGGCUUCAAGAACGUUUCGUUGGGAAACGUCCUGAGCGCCGCCGCGCCAAAAGAGCCAACGCCGUUCAUCAAGGCCGAGGACCAAGACCUAUGGGAUAAGCACAAGGACGAAGCAUUCGAGGUCCAAGUUGGCCUACACGAGUUGCUGGGUCAUGGCUGCGGUAAGCUGCUGCAAGAGACUGAGACUGGCAAAUACAACUUUGAUCACAAGAACCCACCUACUUCGCCCAUCACUGGAAAGCCAAUUUCCACAUGGUAUAAGCCUGGGGAGACCUGGGGCACCGUAUUUGGUGGCAUGGGUCCAAGCUAUGAGGAGUGCAGAGCAGAGGCUGUAGCAAUGAGUCUGUGUCCGGACUACGGUAUCCUUCAGAUCUUCGGCUUUGGCGACGGCAAAGAAGACAUCAAUGGUGUCGCAGGUGAUGUCCUGUUUGUCUGCUACCUUCAAAUGGCGCGCGCAGGUGUCGCCGCCCUGCAGUUCUGGGAUCCGAACUCUCGAAAAUGGGGACAAGCUCAUAUGCAGGCUCGAUUUGCUCUCCUCCAGACUUUCUUGUCAGCUGGAAAGGAGUUCUGCGAGCUGCAAUACUCUAAGAACGACCUGUCGGACUUGACCAUCUUCCUUGACCGCAAUAAGAUCGAAUCACACGGACGUCCAGCAGUGAACAAGUUCCUGCAGAAGCUGCAGGUGUUCAAAGCCACAGCAGAUCUGAAGGCUGGCAAGGAACUGUACGAGGGCAUUACAACCGUCAACGAAUGGUUUGCAACGAAGCUUCGUCCCGAGGUAGUGCGCCAAGCGAAGCCCAGAAAGGUCUUCGUCCAGGCCAAUACGUUCUUGGAUGGUGACAAUGUAGUGCUCAAGGAGUAUGAUGCGACACCAGAGGGCAUGAUUCAGAGCUUCGCGGAUCGUGACUACAUCUGA
Molecule: messenger RNA, 2178 nt
Organism: Fulvia fulva
Lineage: Eukaryota; Fungi; Ascomycota; Dothideomycetes; Mycosphaerellales; Mycosphaerellaceae
Product: putative dipeptidyl peptidase 3
Exons: 3
Coding region: 1-2178 (725 amino acids)
Biological process (GO): proteolysis
Cellular component (GO): cytoplasm
Molecular function (GO): metalloexopeptidase activity; dipeptidyl-peptidase activity
Source: RefSeq, a predicted model, not a curated record